AAAACACCUGUUGCUGUUUUUUUCCAUUUCGUCAGCCGAAUAAAGUUUAAAUAAGACAGGCUAACUCCACCACUGUGUCUUUCUUUUGCAGAGACGUGUUGCUGAAUGAUGAGGGCUGCGUUUGGAUUUCUGUCACUGCUGCUCGGCCUGUUUGGGUCAGGGGCUCAAAUGCAGGGGGAUGUAACCGAGGGGACCUCAAAACAAACCACCCCUGACAUCUGGGUGGAGGUGAGAGCACUAAGAGACAUGGUGGUGGAGCUUAAAGUGCAGCUGAGUGCCUUAGAGGACAAAGUGAAGGAAAGUGAGAACCAGGUGGAUGAUCUGAGAGCCGAGCUGAUCUCCACCAAAUUUCACAUGGAGCUGCUGCAAACAGAGAAUAGAGGUACAGACUUUAUUUUUCCUGCUUAGUGUUGAUGCGUUGGUGAGUGAUUUUCUUUUGGAGUUUGUGUUAAAAUAUGAGAUGUGCUUUAUUGAACUGCUCUUAUUGAAUACAGAAACAGAGGUUAGUUUGUCAUGCAAACCAAACUCUUUCUGUUUUUCAGCUCAGGCUGCAGAGAUCGAAUCUUUGGAAACGAGAAUGAUUACCACCAGUUACAUUACCAUUACCAGUUAAAUUAACCCACGCCAAAGUGAAUGUGUUCAUCAACAGUGUUUUCUUGUCAUUCUAGGUCGUAUUUGAGCCAUUUUGAUAUGAAAGGAUACUGACAGCAGUGUAGUUAUGGUUUGAUAUCUUGGUUUUAGCUGCUUGUUUUCCCCUGUGAUUGCACAAACCACAGACUUGCAGACCAGACUGAGGAACACCGAGAGUGAGCUUCUUGUUUGCAAGUCCAAGAUUGACCAGCUGGAGAGAGAUAAUGAAGGUGAGAUAAUGCAAAAUCAAACACCUACAUCUUUAUUUGUAUUAAUACCUAUAAACUAAAUAUUAUUAUAGAUUAUUUAUUAUAAAUAUGAUUGUGGCAAAACUUCACGAAGCCCAUGUAUAACCACUGAUCAGGCUGAUUCUCAUGUUUCCAACUGAUGUCUGGUUUUCAGGGUGAUUAUUUUUUGUUAAUCAAACUCCAACAAAAAAGACAAUUUAAAUGUCCAGACUGUUACCUCUAUAUGAAUGGAAGGAAGCUUGACUUCUUAUGUAAGGCACUGUAAAUCAAUCUUACUCUGUUUUCCAGCCGAAGCCACAGAAUUGAAAUCCUUUGAAAGGAGACUGACCACGACUGAAAGCAGAACAAGUGAACUAGAGAGAGAAAAUGCAGGUAAUUUACUGACACACAUGACAUACACAAAUAUUUCAUGUUUUUAUAAAUUGUACAUUUGACUGUCAAAAGUCAGAAUGCUGAGGGGUUUUGUUAAAGGACACGACUCAGGAGUAGAGGACAAGUUAAGCAAAGACUGCUUUGCCAAGAGGGGGCCCCAAAAUUGAAUCAAACUGAAAGUUCAUGACAGGAGCUGUAAAUACUAAAGGGUAAAAUGGGGCCCCUGAACAAGAACUUUGAUUCAAGACAUAGAAACAACAACAACUUAGGCAAAUGUAUCCCUAUAUUUAAAUAAAUUAUCCUGGAUUAAUGUUCAUUACAGCAGAUUUUACAGUGUAAUUUUUUAAAGGUUCAUUUUGAUGAGAAUCAGUUCAAUUGAAGUUUUAAUUUUGCGCUCUAAACUUUUAGUACCCAACUCUCUGACUUUCAGAUAAAAAUGGUCUAAUAUCAAAUUCUUUACUGAUCCUUUUGCACAGACAUGAGCCCGUUUGUCAUUCAGGUGUUACAACUUUUUGUACAGCAUGAAUUAAACAUGGGUGAACCUAAUUUAAACCUGGAAUAUGAGACACUGUACGAAAUGUGUUGUGCAUUUUGAAAUGUUAGUAUUUUGAAGUUUUCCUUGUUAUGAAUUCAGAUGUGCAGAGUGAACUUCUCAUCAACAAGUCCAGGAUUGAGCAGCUGGAGAAAGAAAAUGCAGGUGAUGACUGUGAAACAGAAACAGAUAAAUCAAACAUUACAAAUUCAGUCCAGCCAAACUUUGUGAAAACCUGUACGCUUUUUUGUGCAUAUACAGGAAAAACACAGAUGGCAUUUUACGCAGGCUUAGCUAAUGGAGGAGUUAUUGGACCAUACAACACGGAUAUCACUCUAAAAUACAGCAAGGUCUUCACCAACAUUGGUGAAGCUUACAAUCCCGCUACAGGUAAUAUCCUGCAGGUUAUAGAAGCUGAAAAUAUUUAAUGUUAUGAAUAUAACAGUUUUUUUAAACCCACACAGUCUAAUUGUUGUUUUUUAUUUUCUAUUGAAACUCUGUAGGCUUCUUCACAGCACCAGUCAGAGGGGCCUACUACUUCCAGUUCACUGUGUGCUCACACGGGUCACAGAUGCCAGGUGUUUCCCUGUACAAGAAUAACCAAAGGGUUAUGUUUAACCUCAUUCCAGUGCUAAACACUGUAGAUUAUAUUACUAAUUCAGUUGUGCUGGAGCUGAAUGCUGGUGAUGAAAUUCACCUGGUUCUCCCGUCUGGAUAUGCCGUCUAUGACAGUGACAGUAACCACAGCAGCUUCAGCAGCUUCCUUCUCUUCUCACUGUAAGGAUGUCGUGUCGCUGCUGAGUGAGUGUUUGCUGUAACUGGCUGAAACCUGAGAAGAUAAAGUGAAGUUAUAUUGGAUUCUGUUGGUCCUACUUUUUCAUUUACAAAAGAACUGUAUGACCUGCAAUAAUGAUCACAUGCUGUUGUAACAGUUUACAUUCAGAUUCAGUUUACAUUCACACUAUAAGGCCUGACUCAGCUUUCAUUCGCUCCUUACUGCAGAUAUGGGCUUGUAAAUUAGAGAUAUAAUCUAUAUUUGUAACAACUGAAGGGCUUUAAGCUCCCGGAGAAGGCAGCCUAGUCCCUCGUUAGCUCAAAAAUAUUUAUGAGAUAACAACUGUUUUACUAAUGGAAACAGGCCUCUGGCUUGUACAGUAUCUCUAUAGUAUAACACAAAAAUCUGAAUUUAAUUUACUUUGAGUUUGUAGCUUAAAUAAUAUCAUCUGUUACUUCUGAAGUUGCUAGUUUGACUGUAAACAAAGUCAAACCACAGAAAAGUAAGUCUGCCACUCACUGCUGUCUAUGAUUGACACUCUUAAUGUUGAGCCAUCGCUUCUAGUUGGUCUUAAGAUUGGCUGAUAGUGGACAUGAUUACCUUUAUCGUGGGUAAGAAGCAGCAAAGAGAGGAUAAAGUCAAUGACAGCAAUCACAACUACUAAUCCUAGAACUGAUGGUGCAAAUGUGCUGGAGGGGAUCCGACUGCCAAGCCUAGAGGGUAGUGAGGAUAAUGAGGAAGAGGACUCUCUGUGUGAGCCGCUUCACUAUUAUAAGUCAGCAUUUUGAGCCGAAAGUGAGCUGCUGUGUUAGCGUGUGUGGGUGUGUGUUUUGUCCAAGUGUGUGUAAGGGAUGUAACUGUGAUAUUUACAAAGACAACAAAACCAUUAGCAUUGGUGCAUAGGAUUUUAACACCUCGAAAAUAACGAAAUGAGUAAAGAUGAAACUAGAAACUAAAAUAUUCAAAUAACAGAUUUCCCUACUUUAGUGUUUCUCUUUUAUCUAAAUAUUUAUACCUUAAAGCUACUGUAAGGAGUUUUUUAUGUUUAUAAAACAGACUAAACUUUCUCUCUACUAUACAAAAGCAAACAAGACCAUCAGGGACAAGAUUGAUGAUAUUUGUACUGUAACCCCCAAUGUCCACUGGAACGGCUACGAAAAGGCCACAUCCACCAAUCACAGCUGAUCGUAACCAUUCAAGUUAAUCUGUCAAUUACCUCAACUUCUUUCCAUUCAGCUGCAGAUCGCUGGACUCCGCAGCUGAUCGCAAGAGUUCUGUUUUUUCCGGACACUGGAGCAUGCUGGAUAAAUUCAGUACAGAUUAACCCGUGCUGGAAAGGAAGUCGGGCACAGACACAAAAUAAAACAUCUGGCUUCUUUUCAAAAUCAAACAUGUCGUGUUUCAGGAGGAUCGUAUUUCACACCAUGCAAACAGGCGGGGACGAAGUAGUGAAAGAUUUUUAUACAGCAUUUCACCCUGAUGACACCAUGAUGAGGAGAUGAUUCUAAAAGUCUAGAAAUGGAUUUCCAUCUCUGCAAGGACACAAUCUACUGCUUUUCUGGUCAUGUGGCUGUCUUUAUAGAGACAACUCAUCAUUGUGUGAUUGCAUGUGAACCCAUGGGUUCUUGUGUGUUCUCGCGAUUCAUGCUGUCCGUAAUCCACCACAAAAUUCGCCUCACAAACAGAUCUGGUAGGGAUUGGCGGACGGCGAAAAUCACCGCCAUUUCGGAUGUGGUGAAAAUAUCGGGGUAAGUCCUGAUGCCUGAAACUGAUGCGGGAAGAUAGGUGUCAGUGGAGCCACUAAAGAAAAAGACCUGUUUUAACAUAUUCCUGACAAAGACCCGCUUUUAUUGUAAAUGUGAGAUUUUUUUGUCAGGAGACACUUUUUAAGCAGGUAGAGGACAAGAUAAGCAAAGACAGAUUUGUCCACAGGGGGGCGCCAAAGUUGACACAGAAUGGAAGUUACUCACAGGAGCUUUAAAGACAAUGAAAUGCGGUGGGUUGACUGUGGUCUUUAAAGCAAAAAGAAAAAAAAUCAUCUGGAUACUAAGUUCCCUUUGAUGCAUAAACUUGUCCUAGAGGCAAUGAUGGAUCUGCUCAGACCAGAUUGUGGUAACACCCCCGCUCCACAAAAAAGACUUCUGAGAAAUUGAAGUAGAGUGAGAGGAGGAUAAACAGCUGGCAGAGAGAGUUUCACUCAGAGAGUCUUAUACCGACCCAGUGUCCAGCAGCCACAGGGAUAACAGAUUUUGAGAAAUGAAUACCAUUGAAAGAGUUCAUUUCACUCCGAUACAGACUUGGGAUUUAUUUGACUGUGAAACUCUGCACCCACUUUUUUCUUUCUUUACAUUUGUGUUAGUUACAAACCGUCUAACAGCAUAUGGUACACAGAUAAGACUCAGAUGAAGAAUAGGAGAAAGGGGAUGUAGAGACUCCAUUGCAUGUGAGGCAGCUCCGACAGCUGAAAUCAUGUCCUACACAGACAGAAUGAGAGGACAGGUCUUUGAAAGGGUUCUGCUGUGAAGGCAUUCAAAGAGUGAAAUAAUUGGACGCUAAAGGCUUUGUCUCAGCAAAAGCAAAAAAUGCAGACCCUCUUCUGCCCAUGAGUGUGUGGCAUGUGACGGGGUGAAGUCAGGUGGCAGAGGGUGUCAUCCAGGGAAAUUAAAACCAAACAAAUUUUAAUAUCUUUUCUUUCACACCAGAGCUUACAUUCAUUACAAACAGAAUCAGGGCUUUUCUUCAGGAGAGUUGUAUCUUGGGAAGAAGCCAAGUUACUCACAGGUACUAGGAAAUCUACACACUGCUUCUUCAGAGAUAUCGAUCCAUUCAUGGCUACUCUGCUCCACUGCAGAUGAGAGCGUGCUGCCUCUCUGCCUGGGAUCACCCUGCUGAACCAAGCGAGGGAUGAAUGAAGGCCUGAGAAAGACAUAAAGGCAGAACAGAGUGUAAUCCUGGCUUUCACUCUAAAGCAAUUGGGCCAUGGUUUAAAGAACAAAAGACAAGGGCUGGGUGGCUUAUCCUCAUAUAUUCUCAUUCAGUUUGGUAAUUGACUGAAACUGAGUUGAGAUUAUUUCACCAAUAUUUCAUUCAGACAUGGCAGCUACAAUUCUCUUUCUCUCUAACUUAAAAGAAACACGUCUAAAUGUCUCCACAUUAGCCCAUAAAAGAGGGCAGGUCUGUCAGAUUGCAUUAGUAUGACAGUAAACACUUUUCUCGAGAAGCUGAAGGCUAUGUUUUUAGAAAAAGGCAGUUGCAGACAACAGAGGUUGUCAGAGAGUUCAUAUAAUGCUCCUGACAAAACGAAAGCUUUCUGUUGAGGUUUUUCUUCUAAUGAUGAAAGUGAGGAUUAGAUAAACACAGAAAAGGUGUCACUUCUUAAGACUCAAGUAAAAAUUAAAACUUUUACAUAUGUUAAUUUCGGGGACACAGCAGCUUUUUUGAUCUCUGCUGAUCCUCUUCUGUAUUUGUGUAAGUAGUCCCCAGUUAUGAAAAAUCCUCCUGCUCUCUCCAUACUGUCAAAUAUGUCACUCACUGUGAAUCUCUGAAUAUGUAAACAGAGACAGUUUUAGCAGCAUGGCAGCAGACAUUAAAAAUAACUCCAGAGAACUCGUCAGUCUUCUUACUGAUUGACUCCUUAGCUUUGUAUUAGAAUUAAUUUUAGUCUUUUUUUUUGUUAGUAUAAAACAGGGAAAAGAGAUUAUUCUGUAAAAGAAAAAAUAGAGGUUUCUCUUUAGUGUCAGAAAUUAACGUUUUAACCAGCAGCUAUCGUUUAAGUGAAAACACAACAGUUCCCAAUCGGAGAAAACCUGUAAUUGAACUUUUCAUCCUCAGCAUAAAUGAAACAAUCAAAAUCACCAAAUGUGGAGGUCGACAAUUCUUGCAUGACAAAAGGCGUUGUAGGAAAUAUGUAAACUCAGCUGCAUUUCACAUCUGCUGAUUUCAUUCUUUUGUCUAGGAGGGUUUUUAUUUGCUUAUAUACGUACAUAUCCACAUAUCCACAUAUCCACCCGUGUGUGUGUGUGUGUGUGUGUGUGUGUGUGUGUGUGUGUGUGUGUGUGUGUGUGUGUGUGUGUGCAGCAAAGGUCAAUGCUUCACAUCACUCAAAAAUGCAAUUUGAUUUCUUUAACUUCUCAAAACCUGACCCUGAUAAACUGAUAAACUGCAGGCUGCCUGUUUCUUCUGUAAUUUACAGUGAUGGCUCUGUGUCUGCAGUGACAGACCUCUGUAUAAAUGGUGACUUCUUGUGUCAAGGUGUGAUUGUUUUGUAGCAACCAAGGGGUCUAACUAUGAAGCUUGCUGGUUCACACAGGCUGUUAUCGAGGCUUCUUUGGAGCAAAUUAAAGGGAGUUCUUCUGCUGAUAAACUUUGUCAAUUAGAUGCAAAUCCAUGCAGCACUGAGAGGGGAAAGAGCCAACAGCACUGGGCUACUGCAUACACACACACCCACGCAACCAUCCAUUCACACACACACACCAAUACAUAACAUUAAAGCCCAAUCUUUCUUCUUCAGACACCUCACACAUGCAUUCGCUGAGACACUGCACAGUAAAAGUGUUUCCCCUCUUGAUCUGUCAUUGAGUGAUCCACACACCGCCGAUGUCAGCUGCUGCACAUGCUGCUGUGUGGGCGAUCUUGGGCCUAAAUUGAAUCAAGCCAAUCAUCCUUACAAAAUCGAAUCAUUUUGUAAUACAGGUAUCCCACAUGGGCGCUUUAUUCAAUAAUAGAGGGAUUGCAUUCCUGAAUGUGAUGUAUCCAUUUCAGCUUCAAAAUACUUAAGCACCCAAAGUUUUCCGCUGUUGACUCAGCAGGAAUAAGGUAAAUAAAUGGUAUUAGUUUGUUGAUGUUAUUUUUCUAAUCAAUAGAGUAUGUUACACUUGGCAGCACUCUCUGUGAGAAACCUGAUGGUCCUCACAGUCACAGAGACAGAAAUAAAUGUCAGUUAUCUCAGAUAAAACCUGUGGUGUAUAUGAAUCUGUGCCAGUCCAUCUUCAGUAAACAAGCCUCUCAGCGUGUUACAACACUAUAAUAAUAGUCCCUGUUCAAGCAUUUUACUUUGAUUUGUCCAAGUGUGUGAAAAAUAAAUUAUGCCAGGGACCAAUUUUCCAUUUUAACCAGCUGGGAUCAAAAUCAAACUUUAAUUCAAUCAUGCUUUUAUUAUUUCACACCACACUACAGUUGAUGCUGACUUUUAAACUGUGCACUGAUGAGCAAGGUGGCUGAGAUGUCCAUGGUUUCCAAAAAGAAUGUCAAAUUUAGAUUUUCCCUAACCACAGGACAGUUUUCCAUUUUGCCUCAGUAAGCUUUAACCCAGAGUAGUCACCGUGGUUUCUUGAGCAUCCUCGAGUCACAGUUCAUGUUAACAGAUAAAGAUCAUUUUUAACAGCUUUUCUCACACAUUUGUUAUCCAUCACUUUCUGUUGUCAAACCUGUUUCACUUAAAGCUCACAUUAAGAGUUUUUUGAUGUCAAAGAGAAAGUCUAAAAAUGAAAGGGUUUUCAUACAAUCUCGAAGCAAACAAGAUCAUAAGUGACAAGAUUGAUGGCUAAAAUUGGUACGAGAGGGUAAGAAGAAAGAGCCCUAAUAAUGGUAUAUUCAACUGUCAAAAGUCUGAAUGAUGAGAUAUGUAGUACAAAGAAACUACUCAAGGGGGCACCAACAUCGACUCAAACUAAAGGUUCCUCUCAGGAGCUUUAAGUAACAUAUUUACUAGGAGUCAUAAACCUGCAAAACCACAUUAUGAAUACAAGCACUCAGUGACUGAAGUUAGAGGUCACUCUGUUUGCUUCACCGCACAGAUCAGGGAAGGUGACGGCUGUGUCAGAUUAUGUAUUGAUCGUAGUGAGUGAGCUUAUUAGUGGCUGCUUUUUCUCAAACCCCUUAUGAUCAAUUUAGCUGGAGGCCUGAUAGCAUCAGUGAACUGCAGGUCAGUCUUCGAUAUCAAGUUCCUCAGGGCAUUUUAGCAAUUGCUCAGCAGCUUGUUGAAUAUUCAAUGUUUUUUUUCCUGUGUGUGUGUGUGUGUGUGUGCGUGCGUGCGUGCGUGUGUGUGUGUGUGUGUGUGUGUGUGUGUGUGUGUGUGUGUGUGUCAGCUACUGUCAGUUGCUUGUCAUUUCUAUUAUGAGACCAUGAGGUGAGUUCUCCUUUCAUCUGUUAUGCAGGUGACACUGGUGGUGCAAGGAUGGAUCAAUAUGACAGGAAACUGUCAAUCCAGGAGAUAAUAAGACAUGGCUUCAUGUGUUUGUCCGUGACACUUUGAAUUAAUUUGUUUGGUGUGUCUUAAGAAACUGCACACCAGUUAGGAGUUUUCUUUCAAAUUUGUGUUGCCUCCCAACUUUUUUUUUUAACUUAAUGAUGGAAACAAAAGGUAAACGAGAGUUCAUAGUUUCAGGUUUCAGCCAAUUUUCAGUCAAGAUUUUCCUCACAAAAUCUUUGCAAAUCUUUGAAGACAUAAAUAUCUUGUUCUACAUUUUCAAUGAAGUUAUUCAUUUUUAGUUCGAGGCCCAGAAAGGCUGACUGCAGAGGUGGUAAUAGUCGUGCACCUGGUGUUUUAAAGAUAACUGAAGCAUGCUGGUUUAUUACCAACCUGUGCCAGAUCAUCAGUCAAAUUUCCCACUCCAGAAGUCUCAUUGUCUUUCACACAUGCACAGCAAAUAUGCAUUUCUGUGAUAAAUUUUAAACUCUCAAUAACCCCAUCAAAGCAGAAGAGCAGAACAGCAUGAUACUUCAGUGGAGAAACAGCUGUCCUGUGUGUCCAAAGAUUACAUUCAGCUGCAGGUUUAUUUCCAACCUAUGCCAGAGUAUAAUUCCAACUGCCCAUUUCAGACCUGUCAGUCUCUGCCACAAAAGAGUUAAAAUAACUCACAUUUGAGUUUAUGGUAAAGAAAUCUAACCGUCAUCUUCCACACAGCAAUUUCUGCAGGGAUUACCAAUAUUAAUAUUAAAGGGAUAUUCCGGCAUAAAAUUAAUUUAGGGUCAAACACCAUAGCACCAUGUUAGACACCCCCUCGAGAGAUGAAUGUUGCCGAUCGUUUACCAACUCUAGUAACGACCGCAGGAUAGCAAUACACAGUGGUCUGAGGAGCUAUAAACAAACCUCAACCAAAACACUACUCUAUAGUCACAAAUAAUGCUCAGAACAGCACCUAACUUCAUCAACAGUACAUAUAGAGUCCUAGCCACAGCACUAGCCACCAGGUGUGUUUGACCCUAAAUUAAUUUUACACCGGAAUAUCCCUUUAACUUUGCUUUAUAGGAUCCCCUUCACUUUAAAUGUGUUCACUAUUAAAGUCUGUUUGGUUCCACCUAAAACUUUUACUGUCAAAUAAAUGACUUUUACAGCUGUUUCCCCAAGUGCACUGGUGCAAGAUAUUUCAUUUACGGUCAUUCAGGCAUUAGCCGGCUUGCUUAAUUUAACUGAGUUUUACAUAUUGCAGCAUGCACUGACUGAGUCAAGUGAGUAUCAAGAAAUAAUAUCAAUCAUAUUUGAUGAACGUUGUGGAACAUUUAGCAGCAAAAGAGCUAUGUGUUAAGUUUUCAGAGGUCAGAGACGGAGCUGAAGGAGAAUGAAUAUUACACUUAAAUUGUUCAGAUAACCAGAAUAAACACUCAUGUUGCUCCAUGUUGUCUGAAUAUGUACAUGCAACAUAACACUACAGCAUUUUCAUAUCAAUGUGUUCCAACACCUUUUACAAAUCAAUUGCCAAAACAAACUAUAUACUUUAAUUACAAAGUCUUUAGAAGCUCAUUGUCUUUAACGGGUAUUAACAAACUCUAAGCCCCACACACUGAGCUAAUUACAUUAAUGGUGUCAUCUAAAGCAGCCAAUCUGAGCGACUUCAUUAGCUCCAAGUCUGCCACCAGAGUGUCAAUCCUUCAGUUGUUCCACUUUGAAACAUAAAUUGGCAUGAACAAAAACGAUUUGAAGGAGAUGACUCAGCAAAGGAAACUGCACAGGGCAGAGUGAUAGAUGUCUGCACGCAACAACAACAAGCUGCAGCUCUGUCCUCUGUUGUUGUCUGAGGCUGACGCGUGUGAAGGAUUUUUUGAUCUGCGAUAAAAACACUUCAUGUUUGUGUGCAUUUGUGCUGUUAGAGGACCCUGCCUAAAACUUACUGUUUUUGAAGCAGACGUCUAAACAGGUGCCAAGUGUGCAGAUGUGUCAUAUUUUAGAAAUUUACCUGGCGGAAAAAAAACAAGGUGGCACUCUUCAAUAGAUUCAACUCAGAGAGGGAGCAAGACAGGGUGUGUGUCUGUGUAUGUGUGUCUGUGUGUUUCAGUUUAACCUUUUAAUCCUCAGGCUGUUCAUCUUAUCAUCCAAAAUUUGGCAUCUUCUCCUUGUUUGUGUAUAUUUAGAUUUUUUUGAAAAGUGUGUGUGUUUGUGUGGAGGGAAUAAUAAGAGACUUAAUAAGCUCUCUGUUUCUGUCUUUUUCUUCCCCUCUGUCUCUAAUACAGCCCUCUCUCCACACUCUGCCAGUCUCUCCUGCUCCUUUGUUAUGGCCUACUUCCUCCUUGAUCACAUGACCAGCUGGAGCGACAGUGAUUAAGUGAGAGAGCUGCAGGUCCAUUCAUACUGGUCCCAGGAUGCUGAGG
Xyrichtys novacula (pearly razorfish) is the source of this 11143-nucleotide messenger RNA. NCBI's taxonomy places the organism in Eukaryota, Metazoa, Chordata, Actinopteri, Labriformes, Labridae. The record is from the annotation of a GenBank genome assembly.